Molecule: messenger RNA, 1013 nt
Organism: Herpailurus yagouaroundi (jaguarundi)
Lineage: Eukaryota; Metazoa; Chordata; Mammalia; Carnivora; Felidae
Gene: LYRM4
Product: LYR motif containing 4
Exons: 4
Coding region: 243-626 (127 amino acids)
Biological process (GO): iron-sulfur cluster assembly
Cellular component (GO): L-cysteine desulfurase complex; mitochondrion
Source: RefSeq, a predicted model, not a curated record
GGCACCUCCCCCUUAAGCUGCCCGAAGCCCGCCUGCGCCCGCCUCCCCAGCGGCGCGCGACGCCCAGCGCCCCGAGGUGCGGGCCGGUGUUCUAGGUCGAGGUGCGGCCCGCUAGCGAGACCGAGCCCCACUGUAUUUUCUUUUAUUUCAUUUCACUCAAGGUUUUGCACAGACUGAAGUUUUGUCGGUUAGGUUAAACUCGGGACCUCCUCAAAAAGGACCCCUUUUUUUUUUCUUUCAAAAUGGCAGCCUCCAGCCGCGCACAAGUGUUAGAUCUGUACCGGGCGAUGCUGAGAGAAAGCAAGCAUUUCAGCGCCUACAAUUACAGAACUUAUGCUGUCAGGAGGAUAAGAGAUGCCUUCAGAGAAAAUAAGAAUGUAAAGGAUCCUGUAGAAAUUCAAACCUUAGUGAAUAAAGCCAAAAGAGACCUUGAGAUAAUUCGUCGACAGGUUGUGUCCUUGAAAUCAAUGCCUGCUGUGGGAAUGGUGGGCAGAACACACAUUCCAAGGACAGGGACAGCAUUGAGGAACCUCUACUUGCCAAGGUCCAGCUCACAGGUCCACAUUGGCCAACUGUAUUCGACCGACAAGCUUAUUAUUGAAAAUCAAGAGAAACCCAGGACCUAGGGAGCCAGGACCAGCCACCACUGGCAGCUGUGGACCCCACCUUCAGCAUCCAUUCUGUGCUUGGGAUGCAGGCUCCCAACAGACCACAAGUGGCCUCUUUCUUACAUCAGCUUAAAAUAGCCUCUUGCUCUGCCCGCCCUGUAAGGAGCUGAUAAACUGAGUCUGGUUUCCAUUCUUCUUUAGCCUUUAGUGAAAAAGGAUGGCUGUUUCCUUGGUUCAAGUGUUCAAAUGAAGAGCUGGAGUUCGCUCCCAAUACUGCUGUGUAUUAUUGUGUCUCCUCUGCCCACCCCUUUUUGUAUCUCAUCCCCGCUUGUAUAGAGCACCUCCACACUAUGUUUCUUGGUUGACAAUAAACAGAAUUGUCUGCCUAAGUCACCUGACACCAGA